Alligator sinensis (Chinese alligator) is the source of this 2572-nucleotide messenger RNA. It is a transcript of the gene ARMC1, whose product is annotated as armadillo repeat containing 1. NCBI's taxonomy places the organism in Eukaryota, Metazoa, Chordata, Crocodylia, Alligatoridae. Gene Ontology annotation, molecular function: metal ion binding. The record is from RefSeq and is a predicted model, not a curated record. The transcript is spliced from 4 exons. The annotation marks the transcript as partial.
GACUACUACACCAGGAGAGACUAAACUUUUAGCCUCUGAAAUCUAUGACAUCCUUCAGUCUUCCAGCAUGUCAGAUAUGGACAAUGUAAAUGAGAUGAAUUACCAUCGGCGGAAAGCUCAGUUUUUCCUGGGCAGCACAAAUAAACGUGCCAAAACAGUGGUUUUACAUAUAGAUGGCCUUGAUGAUUCGUCUCGAAGGAAUCUUUGUGAAGAAGCCUUGUUGAAAAUUAAAGGAGUUAUUAGUUUUACUUUUCAAAUGGCAGUUCAAAGAUGUGUGGUCCGAAUUCGCUCAGACUUAAAAGCAGAGGCUUUGGCAACGGCAAUAGCAUCAACCAAAGUUAUGAAAGCACAACAAGUUGUGAAAAGUGAAAGUGGAGAGGAGAUGCUGGUUCCAUUCCAAGAUACUCUAGUAGAAGUAGAACAGAAUACAGAGCUACCUGAAUAUUUGCCAGAGGAUGAAAGCCCAACAAAGGAACAAGAUAAAGCAGUGUCUCGUGUUGGGUCACACCCAGAAGGUGCAGCCAGCUGGCUCAGCACAGCAGCAAACUUUCUAUCAAGGUCUUUCUACUGGUGACUUGCAUCUGGGGUUUAAGGACUGUAUGAACCAACAGGGGGCCAGUUUUCCAUUGGUGUGGUGAACUGCCAAGUGCAAUUUGCAAUAAAUUAUCACAAAAAGAUUUUAGAUUACACAAAUGUAUGCUGCAUUUACCUUUUAUUGGACAUUUAGCCUGUUAGGCGGGUCAGAGGACAGAGGCCUCGAAUCAAGUUGCUGUUUUGUUUUUCAUGUAUAUUUUAUUGCCUCACUUUUUAAAAAUGGGUCCACUAUUAAAAACCAAACAUUUAUUCAUAUGGAGCUUUAAGUCUGACUUCAUGAAGCACGUGAUAGGGAAAACCCAUUCAACUCAAGUCUCAGGACUAAUGGAAGGAAAUUCUUGUUGGUUCUAGUAGUGCAUGAAGCAACAUGCCUUUUUUUUGUUUGUUUGUUUUGCCUUAAUUCAAAUUAAAAUUAUUUCUUUUGACUCCAGGAGAAAAAGCAUACCCUGCCUUUAUUUUUUUAUUUUUGCCAACCAUGUUCACAGGAAAAAAAAGUUAUAUUCCCUUUUUGCUCUUCAAAUAGAAUGCUACAUACUUGAAAUUUAUAACCUCUUAUGAACAUUGAAAUAUUUUCCAUUUCUUAACCACUGGAGUGUUAUGUGAGUUAUGAAAUAAGAGGUUAAAUGAACAGAAAGAAGUAUACUUAUGUUGUACAGUAAAUAAGCUGUUGUAAAAAAUACUUAUAAUAAUGGGUGUGACUGGCUGUACAUAGUAAUUGGAUACCACUGACUGCUGUUUAGGCUGAUUAAAAAGAUUGUAGUCCUAAAGCUAUGGUUUAACCUAGUGAUGGCUCAUUGCAGUUUUGUCUGCAGUGGAUGAUGGGAUGUGGGCUUUACUUGGUUAUUGCAAAACGUCCACAUAAUGGUACUUGAAAAAUAAAGCAAAGAUGAAUGCCUCUUAUGCCACAGUGCUACUCACAAAUUUCAACCUUUUAAACUUUUCUUUUGCUUGGUAGAAAUCUGAUCUGUAGUUAUUGUUUCCUCCCAUAGCUUUUCAUGAUACUGCCAUGAAAGCAUACUAACCUGGAUAGAACAAAACCAUACCUGAACAAUUGGCUUUACCUUGUUGUUUUUGGACAGUAUAUGUUUGAAGGUGUCCUGGUCAUUGCAUUUUGUUUCAUUUGUGACCAGAAAUGAUAACAAAAGUAAAACUUUUGUAGAUAGAAUCUAAGAAAGUAGAUACUGGAGAUGCUGGUAAGCGUUUUAUACUUGUGAGGGUUCCAGACACUGUUCUGAAUACUACAGUGCUGCCUUGUUACACCGCAGGAAUACAGCUGAGAAACAGUAAUGCUGUUAUAAAACUAACUAUAAAAUGCUUUACUUGUGGUGACAUCCAUGUUAUAAUAUUGGGUACAUUUACGACUUGGAGAUGGACAAAAAUUUAAUCCAUGAAGGUUAUUCCCCUGUACUAUGAGUGAGGAAUAAAAAGCAUCCACAGGCUUCAUACUAAUGUAACAAUGCUGAGGGGGGAAAAAAACAAUAGUGUAAAAUAGUAAAAACAGUCAGAGUUGACCCACUCAAGGUCAGUGUCAUUCUGGGACAAAAAGCUUACUUGCAAACUAGAUGUGUCUUAUGUUUUUUCUAUAUAUCUAGUUUAUUUUGAUUCAAGUUUACACGCACAGAUUGCAAAUACAAGCUUUCCAGAGCAUGUAUUGCUUUAAAUAUGUAAUACUACUCAUAUUGCUGUCUAGAAUGUUACAGUACCAAAUGUAUUUGAAAAGCCCUCCAUACUGUAGUCAUGAAUGCAACGUUUACUUUUCUUCAUUAACAUCUGUGUUUGCUUUACUGCACAUCUGUUUACUAAAGGACUACACCCCUUUGGAUAUGAUGGUUCAGUACAAGUAGAUAUUACAGUUUGUUCGUGCGUUCAAUCUCUAGGUAUGCUUUUUUAACAGUAUUGCAGCUGUUGUAGAACAGUUAAGGCAUCUGUAAAAGUUUUUGAAAUAUAUUGUAAAAUAAUAAAGGGUAAUAUAACUAAA